This is a messenger RNA of Aspergillus tanneri, 678 nucleotides long. RefSeq names its product DUF2470 domain-containing protein. NCBI's taxonomy places the organism in Eukaryota, Fungi, Ascomycota, Eurotiomycetes, Eurotiales, Aspergillaceae. The record is from RefSeq and is a predicted model, not a curated record. The transcript has a single exon. The coding region runs from base 1 to 678 and encodes 225 amino acids.
AUGGCGACACCCACCACUACAGACCAGUCCACCAAAGGAUUUAUCAUCAAGCACAUGAAUGCAGACCACCAGAACUCGCUGGCAAUGUAUCUCCAGGUCUAUUGCCACCUCUCAGCAGCAGAAGCCAAAUCUUCCCGCUUGGAGGACAUCAGCCUGUCCGAUUUGCUCAUCAGUGCCCGCGGUACGCGCUAUACUGUCCCUCUGGAUCCACCUAUGAAGGCGUUCUCCGAGACCCGGUCCCGAGUGGUGGCCAUGCACAAGGAGUGUCUACAACGACUGGGAAUAUCAGAUAUUAUCAUCCAAGAAUAUCGUGCUCCCCAUGGCGUCUACGCGAUUGGGUUUGGGAUCUGUCUCGCCUGGCUGGUGGGAUUCUACCAGCGUGAGAACUUCUUGCCGGGGUCGGUACUCUACGAGACCCUUGGGCUGGAAAGGGCGCCCUUGAUCGCCCAAUUGUGCUAUAAAUUGCAGCCGCUGGCGUUCUACGGCAUGCUGGGGGCUCAUGUCGUGGAAGGGAGCUUGCUGCUGGCGGUGAAGCGGCUGAAGCCUCACGGCGUACCGUUUUUGUCGGGAUUGUGGUGUGUGUGGAUGCUAUCGACGCUGAUUGAGGGGUUUGGGGGAGUUUACCGGUUUGAUGAUAUGGUAGCUGAGAAGCGAGCGAUGAAGGAGCAAAAGAAGUAG